Polyodon spathula (Mississippi paddlefish) is the source of this 1247-nucleotide messenger RNA. RefSeq lists its product as uncharacterized. NCBI's taxonomy places the organism in Eukaryota, Metazoa, Chordata, Actinopteri, Acipenseriformes, Polyodontidae. The transcript has 2 exons. The coding region runs from base 79 to 1224 and encodes 381 amino acids. The record is from RefSeq and is a predicted model, not a curated record.
ACGCCCUGUUUCCGGGCUCAGGCGGAAAGAAAAGUAUUCGGAUUGGGUUAUUACAGAUCGGAAUUAGAGGAGCUGAAGAUGGACGAUUUCAAAGACAAGCUUUCCCCGGUCAUUAAGCACGCAUUGCAAGCUGCCGCGGACACGGUGAUCAGAGAAAUCACGCAGCUGCUCAGGAACGAGUUCACUGAACUGUCUGAAAGAGUGGAAGAAAUGAAAGAGCUCAAGCUUCGCUUGGAAAGAUCAGAGAGCGAGCUGAAACAGCUGAGGCAGUAUUUAAAAACUGCAGAGAAGGGCAGCCUCACACCAUCGCGAGUAAACAGCCAGGAACGCGACUCCCAGUUCAACAGAGCUGCAGGAGACCAUGCCGAGAAAGAAAGCGCUGAUAUUACCGGAGUGAACGUUUCAUUCUUCAAUAGAGCAAAGAGGGGCCCCGCCAUUGAACACAGCGCCCCCCAGCGUGCUUGCACCAGUCAAGCAGCCCCGUCCAUAAAGGACUGGCCGCUGGUUUUAUUAAUCACACCAGAGAUCGUCACAGAAGAUAACAACCAGGAGUUACUGAUCUCUGACCAGAGUGUGGACACGUGGAUUAGAAGCAUUGUGGACAGAGCAGGACUGGAGAAAGAGGCUCAAGAGGAAACUGGUCCUGACAACAUAGCUUUACAGAUUCCAGAGCAGGACCUUCACCAGGAAUACCGUGCCGUUCAGACUGAGGCUCCCCAGGUAUCUGUUCAAAGCAAUGACGAGGUCCCGUUGCAGGGCUCCAGCCACAGUGAAGAGCAAGGCACUGAAGUGGAGCCUGUGUUCAUUACUGAAGGUGCUGGUGAAUCAGCAGCUGCCCAUGUUAAAGAAGAGCUCCCGGAAUUGGAAUCUGACAGGCAUUCCAGAGCUGUUCCUGACAUGGAGUCGGUUCAGAUGAAAGAGGAAAUUACUGAAGAGCGCAGUAAUAAUAAUGAUGGUGAUGACGAGAACGAUGGAUCCAUCCACUGUAAAGAAGAGGCGCACAUUUCUAAAGAACUCAGUGCUGGUGCUCACAAUGAAAGCACUGCACUUGGGAGCGUCAGGCCAGAAGCUCCUGUGCACAGUAAUGGGCAGGUCUAUAAUGACAGGAGCACAGAUGAUACAGAGAAAGAGAGCAGCUCCGUGGAGAACUUGGGCAGCAAGGACUGUGAAGAGAGAGCAGUGAUCUCUCCAACCAGUGUGACCUGUAAGUACAACAAACACUGAUAACAGUGUGACCUGUAACUACA